This is a messenger RNA of Morus notabilis, 762 nucleotides long. Its product is annotated as protein MIZU-KUSSEI 1. The transcript has a single exon. Gene Ontology annotation, biological process: hydrotropism. The record is from RefSeq and is a predicted model, not a curated record. Lineage: Eukaryota; Viridiplantae; Streptophyta; Magnoliopsida; Rosales; Moraceae. The coding region runs from base 1 to 762 and encodes 253 amino acids.
AUGACAAGCGCCAUCCGUCGACUCCUCUUGCCAUGCUUUUGCCCCGCCACCGUCUCCGAUGGCGGCGCAACCGCCGUCACCACCACCAAGAAACGCCUGAGCACCUCGCUGCGCGACGACAACCCCCAAGACCCAAACGACAACGACCAAGAUUCCUCUCCAUCUCCUUCCUCAUCCCCGACUGCGGACUCCAUCUUCUUCUUCUUCCCGCCUUCCUCCGCCGCCCCGGCGCAACCCCGGCCGUCGAAGUCAAUGGUGAUUGGGACAAUCUUCGGCGCCCGCCGCGGCCACGUCUGGUUCUGCAUCCAGCAUGACCGCCUCUCGUCAAAACCCCUCAUUCUGCUCGAGUUCCCGAUCGUCACUCACCAGCUCGUCAACGAGAUGCGAUUCGGCAUCGUGCGGAUCGCCCUCGAGUGCGAUCGGUCGGAUCUCGGGGCGUGCCCGCUCCGAUCGGUGCCGGUCUGGACGAUGUUCUGCAACGGCCGGCAAUUAGGUUUCGCGGCGAGGAGGAGGGCGAGCGAUUGGGUCAAAUUGAUGCUGAAGACGAUGAGCUCCACGACGGUUGGAGCCGGUGUCAUGCCGAUUAGGUCCGGGCUCGAAUUGGGAUCGGCUUCGGAAGAAGUGAUGUACAUGAGAGCUAAUUACGAGCACAUGGUGGGGAGUGCUGAUUCCGAGUCGUUUUACCUGAUUAACCCGGACGAAUGUCCGAGUCAAGAACUCAGUGUCUUCUUGCUCAGAUCCGGGAAUGGGGUUUGUCGUUAA